This is a messenger RNA of Quercus lobata, 1097 nucleotides long. Its product is annotated as F-box/LRR-repeat protein At3g03360-like. The coding region runs from base 163 to 897 and encodes 244 amino acids. Gene Ontology annotation, molecular function: protein binding. Lineage: Eukaryota; Viridiplantae; Streptophyta; Magnoliopsida; Fagales; Fagaceae. The transcript has a single exon. The record is from RefSeq and is a predicted model, not a curated record.
GCUGAACCAACGGGCACUCAUUCAAGUUUCGCACCCAAUAAAUUGACCUUAGAUGGCCAAUUGUAACUGGGCCUAAUCUGCAUCCCUAAUUAAUUGCUUGUCUAUUACAAAGAAGAAUAGAAGGUAAAGAAUCUCACAUCACUAUUCACUUCUGGUUUGAGAAUGGAGGAGGCAGAAAGCUCUGCUUCUAUCCACAGCUUCUACGACCGAUACUAUUCCACUAAUAAUUCUGAAGAAGAUGAAGAAGAAAAUGAUGAUCAUCGAACCAAAAGCCGCAAACACGCACCAAUCUUAGAAGAAGGUGAAGAUCGAAUCAGCACCUUACCUGACUCCGCCCUCCUCAGCAUCCUCUCCUUCUUGCCCACCCAAGAAGCUAUCAAAACAGGCGUUUUAUCCAAAAGAUGGGCCUAUCUUUGGACCUCCGUUCCCUCUCUCAGUUUCGUGCUCGAAGACCCUCACUCCAAUGGAUAUUACAACAAACGCUUCGACGGUUUCACUAAAGUGAUGGAUCGCAUGGACGAUUUCAUCAGUGCCGUAGAUCACACCCUGCUUUUACACAGGGCUCCCAAACUCAGAGACUUCUCAGUUCGAUUCAACUACGAGAAAGACCUAAAGGCUCACCUCGAUCUUUGGGUUCGUUUCGCCACAACUGCCAAAGUAAACCAACUUAGUCUACAUUUAUCACCUCCUUUUGAUCUCGAUCUUCGCGGAUACCAAUUGCCUCAGCAUCUCUACGCCAAUGAGUUUGUUUCUGAAUUCAAUUUUAAUUUCUGCAAAAUUUUCCCUAAUGGGUUACUACAUUGGAGUUCACUCAAGCACUUGUGUAUUGGGCAAUCGGCCUUGUGUGAUGAUGUGAUAAGGAAAGUGUUAAUGGGUAGUCCUAGACUUGAAUCCUAGGAAUUGCAUGAUUGUUGGGAGUUUCAUCGGUUGGAUAUAGUGUCCGAGAGUUUGAGAAAAUUGGUGAUAGAUAGCUAUGUGAUAUAUAUGUUGGACGGUAAUGUCCGUGAGUUGGAAUUGGAAAUUGUGGCUCCAAAGAUCCAUUCUUUGGAAAUUCUGGGGAAUUUUGAAAAGAUUAAGUGUCGGAUAAAGGAUGUGUC